Bombina bombina (fire-bellied toad) is the source of this 2090-nucleotide messenger RNA. RefSeq names its product transketolase like 1 (gene TKTL1). The transcript has 14 exons. NCBI's taxonomy places the organism in Eukaryota, Metazoa, Chordata, Amphibia, Anura, Bombinatoridae. Gene Ontology annotation, molecular function: transketolase activity; thiamine pyrophosphate binding. The record is from RefSeq and is a predicted model, not a curated record. Bases 27 to 1904 code for a protein of 625 amino acids.
UGGAGGUGAUAAUAGCAUCAUCUACAAUGGCCAGCUACAAGAAACCGGAGGACAAUGAGCUGCAGGGCCUGAGGGAUCUGGCAAACCGCCUGAGGAUUCAUUCCAUCCGCGCCACAUGUGCCUCUAACUCGGGACACCCCACAUCCUGUUGCAGUGCUGCAGAAGUUUUGUCUGUGCUCUUUUUCAAUGUCAUGAAAUAUAAAGCAGCCGACCCUGGCAACGUUAACAACGAUCGCUUUGUCCUAUCUAAGGGCCAUGCUGCACCUAUUCUCUAUGCAGCAUGGGCAGAAGCUGGCUUUCUUAAGGAAUCUGACCUUCUCAACCUGAGGAAAAUAGACUGUGACCUGGAAGGACAUCCAACACCUAAAUUGCCCUUUGUAGAUGUUGCAACCGGUUCCCUAGGACAAGGCCUGGGCGCAUCUUGCGGCAUGGCUUACACUGGGAAAUACUUUGACAAGGCCAGUUAUCGUGUAUAUUGCUUGUUGGGGGAUGGUGAGUCAUCAGAAGGAGCUGUAUGGGAAGCAAUGGCUUUUGCAUCUCACUACAAACUUGACAAUCUGGUGGCCAUCUUUGAUGUAAACCGUUUGGGACAAAGUGAGGCGGCACCUCUACAGCAUGAUAUGGAAACCUACAGAAAAAGAUGUGAAGCUUUUGGGUGGACUACUUAUGUUGUAGAUGGUCAUGACGUUGCUGAGUUGUGCAGUUCUUUCUGGCAGGCAACGCAAGUCAAGGACAGACCCACUGCCAUUAUUGCUAAGACUUACAAAGGGAAAGGCAUUGUAGGAGUUGAAAAUGAAGAUAACUGGCAUGGAAAGCCCAUGCCUAAAGAUAAGGUAGAAGCAAUCAUCAAUCAAAUUCAGAACCAGAUCCAAGCAAAUAACAAGAUGUGUCCUGCACUACCUACAUCAGAUGCUCCCAAAAUCAGUAUUUCUAACAUAACCAUGACUUCCCCUCCAAACUACAAGCUUGGUGAAAAGAUUGCAACACGCAAAGCGUAUGGGCUAGCUCUGGCCAAGUUAGGGCAUGCCAACAGCAGGGUUAUUGCUCUUGAUGGAGACACCAAAAAUUCCACUUUUUCUGAUAUCUUUAAAAAGGAUCAUCCUGAUCGUUUCAUUGAGUGCUUUAUUGCUGAACAGAACAUGGUUAGUGUGGCUAUGGGAUGUGCUACACGGGAUCGCACUGUAGCAUUUGCCAGCACAUUUGCUGCCUUCCUUUCAAGAGCGUAUGAUCACAUCCGUAUGGGAGCCAUAUCUCAGUCCAACGUCAAUCUAUGUGGAUCUCACUGUGGAGUAUCUAUUGGUGAGGAUGGACCAUCUCAGAUGGCUUUGGAAGAUAUAGCCAUGUUUCGUGCCAUUCCAACUUGUACUGUUUUCUAUCCUAGCGAUGGAGUUUCUACUGAACAUGCUGUCACAUUGGCGGCAAAUACUCAGGGAAUCUGUUUCAUCAGGACAAGCCGCCCGGACACUGCUAUCAUUUACUCUCCAGAAGAGAAAUUUGAAAUUGGCCAAGCAAAAGUUGUGCGCCAAAGUGACUCAGACAGGGUAACGGUUAUAGGAGCUGGAGUAACAUUACAUGAAGCGCUGGCUGCUGCUGACAAACUUGCCAAGCAAGGAAUCGCUAUCCGUGUGAUCGACCCAUUUACUAUUAAGCCACUAGAUGCUGCAACUAUUAUUUCAAGUGCCAGAGCUACUGGUGGACAUAUUAUUACAGUGGAAGAUCAUUAUAGAGAAGGAGGUAUUGGAGAAGCAGUAUCUGCUGCUGUUGCAGGGGAACCAGGUUUCAUUGUACAACAUCUUGCUGUGAGAGGUGUAGCAAGAAGUGGGAAACCUACAGAAUUACUGGAUAUGUUUGGCAUUAGUGCUAAAUGCAUUGUUGAAGCUGUAAAAUCUACAUUUGCAAACUAAUCUUUUAGCUAAAACGCAAUUUAUUGUAAUUCCCUACAAAUGAAACUUAUAACACUUAAUGCUAUGUUGUACAUCCGUAUGAACACAAGUUUUAAUAAGCGAUCUUUUGUCACAAAGUAGAGUAAUAACAUUCCAUACAUCUCAAACUGUUACUGAGCACUUAAUAAAAACAUUGUUUUUGGUUAA